Molecule: messenger RNA, 1256 nt
Organism: Penaeus indicus
Lineage: Eukaryota; Metazoa; Arthropoda; Malacostraca; Decapoda; Penaeidae
Product: dipeptidase 1-like
Exons: 9
Coding region: 1-1182 (393 amino acids)
Biological process (GO): proteolysis
Molecular function (GO): metallodipeptidase activity
Source: RefSeq, a predicted model, not a curated record
AUGGCGAGGUGGGGGAUAGUUCUGGCCUCGUGGGCGGCGUGGGCGGUCUUGACGAGUGUUGAAGGUGGUGCUUUGAGCGGCUGGGAGGCGCCCUCGCUCGCUGAGAGGCUGGAACACGCGCGGGCCAUCCUCAGCGAGGUGCCGCUCGUUGAUGGGUACGGUCCUUUCGGUCCUUUCAUGAUCCACAAGCACCUCCCCCAGCACACACAGGAUACUAAGCACACUCACGCCUUUCAGUUCUGGAGCGCCUAUGUCCCCUGCAGCUCCCAGUACAAGAACGCCCUGACGCAGACCUUGGAGCAGAUUGACGUCGUCCAUCGCCUCGUUGACAAGUAUCCCGAGGACUUACAGCUGGUGACGUCCUCCGAGGGGAUCCUUGACGCCCACGCCAACGGCAAAAUCGGGUGUAUGGUGGGCGUGGAAGGUGGGCACAGCAUGGACUCUUCACUGGGAACUCUCAGGACGUUUUACAGAGAGGGAGUCCGGUACAUGACCCUGACGCAUAUGUGCAACACUCCUUGGGCAGAUAACUCUGCGGCUGAGCCCGAACAUCUGGAGUUCGAUGGUUUAACUGCUUGGGGCGAGGUGGUUAUCAAGGAAAUGAAUCGUCUGGGCAUGCUAGUUGACAUCUCCCACGUGGCAUCUCAGACAAUGAACGACGUUCUCGACGUCACAAGGGCACCGGUCAUCUUUUCACACAGCGAUACCCGGGCUCUCUGUAACAUCACCAGGAAUAUUCCCGAUGACGUCCUGACCAGGCUGCACGAAAACGGAGGAGUUGCCAUGGUGAAUUUUUUGCCGUAUUUCCUGUCGUGUUCCUCCACCGCGACGCUUCAGGAUGUUGUUGCUCACAUCAACCACAUCCGGGACGUUGCUGGACCAGAUCACGUGGGUCUUGGCAGCGACUUCGACGGAAUAUCAACAGUCCCGGAAGGUGUAGAAGACGUGAGCAAGUAUCCAUACAUCUUCGCCGAGCUUCUUCUUGAUCCGAAGUGGACGGACGAAGACCUCAAGAAACUGGCUGGGAUGAACCUUAUUCGCGUCUUCCAAGAGGUCGAGAGGGUGCGUGACCAGCUGGCAACUGAAACUCCUUGGGAUUCGUUUAUUCCUCCUGAAGAUGUUGCUGACCACUUGGAUUGCGUUAAUCCUUGGGAUUUGAAAAGAAAUGACCCUCGAACUUGAUCAUUAGAUGAAAAAAAUACUUGUUUAUAAUGUCUAUUAAUAAAUAUAACAACAUUUGUUUGGUAAAUACGAAA